AUGUUUGCCCGCAACCAUCUGCACAACAAGUGCUUCACCACCUCUGCGCCAAACUCUGGGCCUCCGUCGCAGCGCACCGUCUUUGGAACUCCGAAAGUAAGACACAGCUCUACCACCACUCGGGCUACGCCUACAGCUUGUCUGGUUUCUAGCGGGAACCCGAAGGAGAACUUUGAGGCGCGGUCUCCCACGAGCAAGGUGAAGUACAUCGUUCAAAGCAUUUUGUCGGGCCCUCAUGGCGUUCACAACGGGUCGAAGCUUUCACGGAGAAGGCGGAGAAUAUCCCGCUAGCCAUGUCUCACAGUAUUUUAUUUUUUCAUAUAUAUGGUGCUAUGAUAUGGUUGUUGCUCUUGCUGGUGGUGCAUGAGGGCGCCUGGCGCGGGAUGAGAGCCAGGUGUUUUCUGUGUCUGCAAGGAAGGGCGUCUAGAAUCUGUCGCUGCUACCUCUUGGCUUCGUCCGCGCCGUUUGUUGUCCGUGCGAAUUGUGGUUUGUGGGGGAGGGGAGGGGGGAGUUGUUUCGAUGGUGUUGGGAACGUAAAGCGGUCUAUUUCUGCAGUCUCUGCAUUGUUUUUGGAGGACACCGCUGUCGCAGCUGGCUCCGUCUCAGGCAGUGACGUUUUUCUUGACUAGAGUUAGUUGUAGAAUUUGGGACGGCCGGGGCGGGGGGGGGUUCUGUGUUUCGUGUCGGGAGAGACGGUCGUUUCUACCUCUGCGUUUGGACAACACUGCUGCCGCUACGUGUAGCUGUUGACUCCGGCUGAGCGGUGUUCCCUCACGACAAAGGUAGUUUGUUGCGGGGGUUGUGUGUCGUCUCCAUGAUCGACGUCGCUGAAGGUCAUGGGCGAGGGCAUGCUGUUGUUGUGGGGGGACAAUGAAUAGUCUAUAUAUACAGAACGACGUUAGGAAGGGUAUGUAUGUAUUGUUUCAAUUUGAAGUACCUUUUAUGGUUCUCGCUUACAUG
Molecule: messenger RNA, 960 nt
Organism: Ectocarpus sp. CCAP 1310/34
Lineage: Eukaryota; Phaeophyceae; Ectocarpales; Ectocarpaceae
Source: the annotation of a GenBank genome assembly